Molecule: messenger RNA, 8250 nt
Organism: Lethenteron reissneri (Far Eastern brook lamprey)
Lineage: Eukaryota; Metazoa; Chordata; Hyperoartia; Petromyzontiformes; Petromyzontidae
Product: insulin-like growth factor 1 receptor
Biological process (GO): multicellular organism development; insulin-like growth factor receptor signaling pathway; glucose homeostasis
Cellular component (GO): insulin receptor complex; plasma membrane; axon
Molecular function (GO): ATP binding; insulin receptor activity; insulin receptor substrate binding
Source: RefSeq, a predicted model, not a curated record
GCAAACCAAUCGCCAUUGCUCGUCGUCGUCGUUGUUUAUGAGCCCCGCGCUGAAGGCGAAGUUGACUCCGCUCGCGGGCACGCCGGAGUCGCUCUCUCCCCUCCCCCUCCCUCUCCACCUCGUCCACACCGCUAUCUUCUGUCUUCGACGACGUCGUUAUCGGCGGCGGUAUCGUCCGUCGAGAAGAAUUACCGCGGGAUUUGUAAUCAUCGUUUCGUGAGCAGCGACGGUGAAGAGACACGCGGCUGCCGGGAGGUGGUGGCCACGACUUGAGGGCGGCGAGGGGGUUCAACAUCAUCAUCGGAAAGCUUUCCUCAUCAUCCUCUUAUCUUCUCGCCUCAUUUCCCUCCUUCAUCUUCUUGUUCCUUCAUCGUGACCGCGGCUGUGACCGCAACGGAGGCUGAUUCAGCUCCCGGGUCGGAAAAAAUCGGAGCAGCCGCUGUGGAUUUACAUUUUUAUUUUUUUCGGAAGGUUGUGGUUGGUGGUGGCGGUGGUCGUGGUUGUUGUUGUUGUUGUUAGUCUCUGCAGUGUACUACAGCCUCUGGUUCGACCAUUUGCGGCGUGCGUGUUGCACAGAGACCCUCACCGACAACUCGAGGAGGUUGAACUCAGGAGGAGGAUAUCGCACGAGUCUGAGGUGUGAAGUAGUCUCAUCGUGAUGGUGUUACUACUACGACUACUCUAGGACUCGGGGGUGGGUUGGGGAGAGACUCGGUUCGUUCAUCUGCCUCGCCUGGACACGUACCACACCGGGACCCUUUCGACACGAGCAGCAUUCGUGAAGUGAGCGAGCGUGGUGGGACACGUCCAGUGUGUGUGCAGCAUUGUCGAGGAGGAGGAGGAAGAGGUUCGUUACGAGCCCCCUGUCCUUUGAGGGAGAAGUGAGGCAGGGAGGAACGUCAAAGAGAGUCAGGAGAGGGGACACGGACGACACCAGCAGCAAGAGGAGGACACGGCAGCGUCUUUGCUGUGGCUGGAACACGGUGGAGUGAGUAGGAGGAGGAGGAUAGGGGCCCAUCGGUGGGGACUGCAUCAUCGACGACAACAACAACACCACCGAUCGAUCUACCUCAUCGUCGUGGGCCUGUGCAGUGAGGAGGGCUGUGGAGCCUUCUCGGCUGGAUGCGAGCAUGAAGCCCGGCACACAGGGCCGACGCAUCGUGGCCGCCUUCACCGUGGCGUGGCUGCUCGCGUUGCUGGCCCCAUCGCCCACCUCGGCCAUCAUCUGCUCGAGCAUGGACGUGCGGAACACCGUGUCUCAGCUGAAGCAGCUUGAGAACUGCACCAUCAUCGAGGGCUACCUGCAGAUCCUGCUCAUCCGCGACCCGAGCCCCAGCUACUUCCGUGGGAUCAGCUUCCCCAACCUCACCAUGAUCACCGACUACCUGCUGCUCUUCCGUGUCUACGGUCUCGAGAGCCUCAAGGACCUCUUCCCGAACCUCGCCGUCAUCCGUGGCAACCGCCUCUUCUACAACUACGCCCUCGUCGUCUUUGAGAUGCUCAACCUCAAGGAGCUGGGCCUGUACGGGCUGCGCAACAUCACGCGCGGCGCCGUGCGUCUGGAGAAGAACGAGGACCUGUGCUACGUGGCCAGCCUCGACUGGACGCUCAUCCUCGACUCGGUGGAGAACAACUACAUCCAGGGCAACAAGCCCGUGAGCGAGUGCUCCGACAUCUGCCCCGACCUGCUCAUUAACGACUGCAAGUGCCCCCGCACCAGCUUCAACGGCCAGAUCUCCUUCCGUUGCUGGAACUCCCAGCACUGCCAGACAGAUUGCCGGUCGGACUGCGGGCGGCGUGCCUGCGCCAACGGCGGCGGGUGCUGCCACAUGGAGUGCCUGGGCGGCUGCUACCGCCCCAACGACCCCACCGCCUGCACCUCCUGCCGCCACUUCUUCCACUGGCCCGCCACGGCCGCCGCCUCCGCCGGCGCCGUCACCAGCUCUCCGGGCACCCAAGGCCAGGGUCCGAGCGCGUACCAGGGCACGGGCCCCGUGGAGUGCGUGGCCACCUGCCCCUUGGGCACGUACCGCUUCAAAAACUGGCGGUGCGUGAGCUUCGAGUUCUGCCGCGAGGAGAACCGCAAGUGCCGGGGCGACAAAAUCUGCGCCGAGUACGUGAUCCACGACGGGGAGUGCGUCACGGGCUGCCCCUCCGGCUACAUGACGGACGAGAGCAGCAUGACCUGCAAAAAGUGCGAUGGGCUUUGCCCCAAGGUGUGCCACGUAAACAAGAAGAUCAUCGACUCCGUAACGGCCGCCCAAGACCUCAACGGCUGCACCGUCAUCAAUGGCAGCCUGGACAUCAACAUCCGAGGAGGCAACAACAUCGCGGCCGAGCUGGAGGCGAACCUGGGACGCAUCGAGGAGGUGACGGCCUACGUGAAGAUCAAGCACUCGUACGCGCUCAUCUCGCUCUCCUUCUUCCGCAACCUGCGCCUCAUCAAGGGCGAGACGCUCGAGACGGGAAACUACUCGUUCUACGUCCUGGACAACCAAAACCUCCAGCAGCUCUGGGACUGGGACCGUCACAGCCUGACCAUCGAGAGGGGCAAGAUGUUCUUUCACUCCAACCCCAAGCUUUGCCCCGCCGAGAUCCACCAGAUGGCGAACAAGACGGGAACCUGGGGCCGUCAGGACGAGAGCGAAAUGUCGGGAAAGACCAACGGAAACCAGGCUUCCUGCGAGAGCACUCUGCUGGAACUGACGACCCUCAAGACGAGCCAGACCAUGAUCAUAGCCACGUGGACAAACUACCGGCCCCCGGAUUACCGGGACCUCCUGGGAUUCGUCAUCUACUACAAGGAGACGAUAUACCAGAACGUGACGGAGUACGAGGGGCAGGACGCGUGCGGCUCCAACAGCUGGAUGUUCCAGGACCACGAGCCGCCUUCUCUGCCCUCCAACAAGGGGACGAACCAGACGGCUCAGCAGAGCCAGCCGCGCGCGAUGCUCGCGGGGCUCAAGCCCUGGACGCAGUACGCCAUCUUCGUCAAGGCCUACAUGCUCACCACUUCCAACGAGGGCCGAAACCACGGCGCCAAGAGCAACAUCAUCUACGUGCGCACCAAUGCCAGCGUGCCGUCCAUCCCACGCGACAUGGUCUCCGUUUUCGCGUCCAACACGACGAUCAAGGUCAAGUGGAAUCCGCCCAUGAACCUCAACGGGAACCUCUCUUACUACCGCCUCUUCUGGCAGCGCCAGCCUGAGAACAGCGAACUCUUCGAACGCAACUACUGCCAGACAGGCAAAGUCCCGUCGCCGGACCACUCGCCCGGCACGGUGGACUCCGACGACGUCCCCGGCAAGGGCAACUCAACGACCGGCGACGGCCACUCCACUACCUGCUGCGCCUGCCCCAAGCCGGAGAGCGAGAUCGAGAAGGAGAAGGAGCAGGCAGCUUUCCAAAAGGCCUUUGAGAACUUCUUGCACAACACCAUCUUCAUACCCAGACCGCCGGGCAGUAAGUCUGGGGAGAUUGGCGACAGUAGGCCGUCAAGACGCCGGCGCGAGGCUCCGGCCGCCCCCACCUCCCCGUUCAACAACGCCAGCGUGGUGAUGCUCAACGGCGGCAGAGGUGGCGACGAUCUGCCCUUCUUCGGCCGGACGACGGACGGCCCCGCUGGCGGCGGCGGCGGAGGGGCGCGCACCACCGCGGCCCCCCGUGACAACUUCCCCACGAUGGACAAGGUCGUGCGGCAGCGCGAGUUUGCGGUGAUCGAAGGCCUGCGCCACUUCACGGUGUACCGCAUCGACAUCCAAGCGUGCAACCACGCCGCCGCCGACCUCGGCUGCAGCAUGCAGAACUACGUCUUCGCCAGGACCAUGCCAGAGCCCCACGCCGAUGAUAUCCCGGGCUCCAUGGCGGCCAAGCUGCUCAACGGCAACAUUGUAUUCCUGUCGUGGCCCGAGCCCACCAAUCCCAACGGGUUCAUCAUCCUCUACGAGAUCACCGUCUGGCGAGAGCAGCAGCAGGUGGAGCGGCUGGAGUGCGUGUCGCUCACCGCCUACCGCAAAGAGGGCCACGGCAGGAAGAUCCACGGCCUGCUGCCCGGCAACUUGACGGCACGCGUGCGCGCCACCUCGCUCGCCGGGAACGGGUCCUGGAGCGAGCCCAUCAGCUUCGUCGUGCCCACGCCCCCCGUGGCCCAGCCCAGCCAGGUGAUCCCCGUGGUGGUCAUCGUGGUCUCCCUACUGCUCGUAUUAGUGGCCAUCGGCGCUGGCCUGCUGUUCUUCUUUGUCAAGAAACGGAAUGAGGCUCGUCUGCCCAACGGGAUUUUGUACGCGUCUGUGAACCCCGAGUACAUCAGCACCAACGAAGUGUACAUCCCCGACGAGUGGGAGGUGGCGCGCGAUAAGAUCCUGCUGCUGCGCGAGCUGGGCCAGGGCUCGUUCGGGAUGGUCUACGAGGGCAUGGCGCGCGGCGUUAUCAAGGACGAGCAGGAGACGCGCGUCGCCGUCAAGACGGUGAACGAGGGCGCGAGCCUGCGCGAGCGUAUCGAGUUCCUCAACGAGGCCUCCGUCAUGAAGUCCUUCAGCUGCCACCACGUGGUCCGUCUGCUGGGGGUGGUGUCGCAAGGGCAGCCGACCCUGGUGGUUAUGGAGCUCAUGACCCACGGCGACCUCAAGAGCUACCUGCGCUCCCUUCGCCCCGACGCCGAGAACAACCCGGGGAAGCCGCCACCCACGCUCGAGAAGAUCGUGCAGAUGGCCGGAGAGAUUGCCGAUGGCAUGGCCUACCUAAACGCCAAGAAAUACGUGCACCGCGACCUCGCCGCUCGCAACUGCAUGGUGGCCGAGGACUACACGGUCAAGAUCGGGGACUUCGGCAUGACGCGCGACAUCUACGAGACGGACUACUACCGCAAGGGCGGCAAGGGCCUGCUUCCCGUGCGCUGGAUGGCGCCCGAGUCCCUCAAGGACGGGGUCUUCACGACGCACUCGGACGUGUGGUCCUUUGGCGUGGUGCUGUGGGAGAUUUCCACGCUGGCCGAGCAGCCCUACCAGGGGAUGUCCAACGAGCAGGUGCUCAAGUUCGUCAUGGACGGCGGCCUCCUGGAGCGGCCGGAGAACUGCGAAGAUCGGCUGUUCGAGCUGAUGUCGCUCUGCUGGCAGUACAACCCCAAGAUGCGGCCUAACUUCGUGGACUUCAUCUCCAUACUGAAGGACGAACUGGACGCGUCAUUCCGCGAGAUGUCCUUCUUCUACAGCGAGGAGAACCGGCAGCACGCCGAGCCCGAGGAGAGCGACCAGGACGGCGAGAACACCGAGUGCUCGCCGCUCGACCCAUCCAGCUCCGGCGCGGGGGUCGGCGAGCCCAACGGGGCCAGCCUACACGGCGGCGGCGCGGCUUCCGCGCAGGCUGCGGGCGGGCCGCGGUGCCGCGAGAACGGGCCACUCUCGCUUCACUUCCGCGGCGGCAGCCAGGCGAGCCCCCCGGCCGGGCCGGCGGCGGCGGCGGCGGUCGCGGCCGUGCCGGGCGGCUGCGCGGGCAGCGGCGGCUGCAGCAACUACGAAGCGCACCAGCCGUUCGGCGUGUCCAAUCGAGCCAACGACCCUCGCUACAGCAGCCCGCCGCUCAGGUCGUCGCCGUCAUAACGCCGGCGCGGCCGCCGUAGGGGACCCUCCGCCGUUUGUGCGCGCCCUGUAACCUCCGGCCUCGACGCGACGAUGCCGUUUCAGCAGGGGGAAGAGAGGGAGUUGAGGCGGCCCUUCCACCAAAGUGAUUUUUAAUUGUUUCGUUGUUGUUGCUUGUUCGUUCCCAUUGGUUUGUGACGAAACGGCGGAGCGGCCGGGUUUGGGGGACGGCAGGAAAAGCCGUUUGCGAUUGUCCCUCCGUCUUGAAGCCGGUGUCCCUCCGGCGCCUGCCGUGAAGCGGGCUACGGAGUCGCCCGGCAUCUUGAGAGUCGGGGCGACGUCGCCGCGGGACCCUGAAUCCGAUCGGUCCGCUUUGAAAAAGCCAUCGUGUGGGAGGAAGAGUUCCGAGUCUCCACUUUAACUACCUUUUUAAUUUCAUUCUGUUGGCAGCGAACCAAUCCACGGGACAGCUUUUGGAGCAAAGAGCAGCACCCUCUUGGUUUUUCAAAGGAAGAAGUUUUUUUUUUUAUUUUGUUGUCAAAGAGGCGACGAAACAGUGUUUGUGCCAGCCUCUGUUGACCCAGCUACACACUACUAUCAAGAAGUGCACCCGCUCGACAGAACUGUGCGGCACUUGAUUCUCACUACAGUUCCAGCACUGUCGGCAAGAAAGCAGAACUUUCCUGGGGACCGUCGAGCGACUGACGACGAAUUUGUUGAAGACUUUUGAGAGCACCCCGAGGCGAGGGGAGGUUCCUUUGUGGGUUUUGAUUUCCCGUCACCCCCCCCCCCACCACCCCCGAUUCAGCUGCGGAAUCUUAAGAUGCCAAAUGUACACGACGUUGGUGGAAUAUACGAAAACGCUUUUCAUUAUUUUCUUCGGAGGGUUUGUUAUUUUGUCUCGUGUUGGUGACCUUUGUGGCUACAGCGUUGCUGCUGCUGCUGCAUCUGCUGCGUUCCUCAAGAUGUUCCGUUGUCCCCAACGGAACGGCAUAUCGGGACAUCAUCUUCACGAGCUUGUGCGAUGGCCGGCGUCUCCGUCUCGUCGUUCCCGAUCUUGUAGCCGGGGUUGCGUCCGUGCGUGUGGGUCAAGUUUUGUGCUUUUCGAAUGUUUCAAAAGCAGCGUGUAAUAGUGAAGAGGGGGUGGGCAGGUGUUCUGGGAGAAAGCUAACACAGCACUUAACUCAAUAGGUUUGCACAUCCCUUACCAGAGGAUUUUGUAUUUUUGUUUUACUCUCUUGGUAAUGUGUUUUUCUUCUUCUCUGAGCCUACACUUUCAGUGCUGACAACUGCUGCUAAACAGUGCUAACCCAUUACAAACAGGAACAUUCGUUUUGACGUUUGUUCCUCAUCCGAAAAUCGCGCACGUGCAAAUAAACGCCGUUGAACCGCGGCUGUACAUAAGGAAUGUUGGAGGGAGCUCGGGGGGGGGGGGGGGGGGGUGCGUCUGUCGCUUGCGCUUUGCAUUUUCCUGAUUAACUGUGAUAGGCAUUUAGCGUUUGAAAAACAAAGUAACGUGUUUUAUCCCGUUAAUCUGCUGGGGUUUCUUUUUUUUUACUUCGUCAAAGCAGAGUGGUUCACCCAAGACGUGGGAAUUGCCUCAACGAAAUAAAAUGGUUUUUAUUUCAAAUUUGAGCAACCAAUAAUAAUGAUGAUGAUCAUUACCUUUUCAAAAAAAAUAAAAAAUCUGAGGUAUAAUUUUAAGAGGCCGUUUUAUAUAAUAAAUAAAAAUAAAUGUUUCCCCCCUCGUGCCCGCCCAAGAUGCUCUCUGCAGUAUUCACGCCUAAUCUCACGAUGGAUUUUAGUUCCGAAGGACAGCGGUUGCAGUCCGUGCGUCCAUCAUCCAAUCCAUCGCCUGCGCUUGCUCUCUCAGGCACGUCUGCCCGUCUGCCCGCCGGCCCGUCUGCCCGCCGGCUCACCGGCCCGCACGCAGCAGCAGCAGACCCAGCAACUCCUUUCAACCCUCCGCUGCUUUUGCCGCCGCCGUUUUUGUUAUUUCGAAUCUCGCGCCCUUUCGUCAGGGUCCGCUUCUUUUAUUCCUCAUUUCGUUUCAGUUGAAACCGCGACCACUGUCGUCGUCAUCAUCAUGGUGCAUUUCAGAUAUCUGUUUUAACCGUUUAUAUUCUCAUCGGUAAACACUACAAAGAAGCAUCUCUGCAAACUCAGGUGUAAACCAGUUCCGUUACAUUCAAUUACCGGUUGUAUAUAUUCAUUACGUGAGUACUUUGGGAGCUAAGGAUUGUGGGAGGAAAGGGGGGCAAAUGAAGCUGGACGGGGGGGAGGCGUUGGUCGGCCCUCUCCGGACUUUGAAUCAUUGCGUGACUUUCUUAGUCUUUCCGACUGUUUAUUUUUUCUUUAGCGUUUUAAUCAAUUCCUCACCGAACCUUUUGUAAUUCUAAAGAUUUUCAUAUAUUUGAAAAGAGAGCAUUUGCUAUGUUAUUUAUUUUGUGAUAUUAUCGAGAGAAACGAAGGGGGGGGGGAGAGGAAAAAGUGCGUUGUCGUGUGACCGUGAAAAAGGAAUCGUGCUGUUGAAGAUUUUAAGAAAUGCAUGUCGUUGAUAACAAAACAAAGUUAUUAUUUUGCUGUUCAGUUAGUUUACAGUGAGAGUCCAUCUUUCUACAAGUUGUCUUCAACCAUCUCCCUAGUCGCUUUUCAAAUAAAUGUUUUCUUUUGU